Messenger RNA from Acanthosepion pharaonis, 531 nucleotides. NCBI's taxonomy places the organism in Eukaryota, Metazoa, Mollusca, Cephalopoda, Sepiida, Sepiidae. The record is from the annotation of a GenBank genome assembly.
AUGGAUCCAUAUUCACACCAACUUCUGGGGAUUGUGAGGCUGCUUGAUUUUUCUUCCAACCGUGUGUCACCUUGUGAGCACGCAUGGCGCUCUUCCUCAACUUUUGACAUAUCAUGCAGUAUAUAUCUAUCUAUCUAUCUAUCUAUCUAUCUAUCUAUCUAUCUAUCUAUCUAUCUAUCUAAGCCCGCUCAUGUCUAUCGAUCUCAGACUGUAAUCUAUCUAUCUAUCUAUCUAUCUAUCUAUCUAUCUAUCUAUCUAUCUAUCUAUCUAUGCCUGCUCAUGUUAUCUGUCUAUUUGUCUAUCUAUCUAUACUGUAAUCUAUCUAUCUAUCUAUCUAUCUAUCUAUCUAUGCCUGCUCAUUAUCGAUCUCUGUUAUCUAUUUGUCUAUCUAUCUAUGUCUCUAAGCCCGCUCAUGUCUAUCGAUCUCAGACUAUCUAUCUAUCUAUCUAUCUAUCUAUCAUACCAAUUUUGCAAUUAUCUGUUAAUUAUCUAUCUAUCUAUCUAUCUAUCUAUCUAUCUAUCUAUCUAUAA